AUGACAGCUCUUGAAGAAACUGCGAAGAAAUCACGUGAUUCUUGUGUACGUAAUUCAAUCAAUGAGCGUCUAAAUAUGGCUUUAUCAGCAAUUAAUCUUUCUAUACAACUUUAUCCAAUUGAAGCUGAAUUCCAUUUACAAAGAAGUAUAAUUUAUCGAAAAAUGAAAAAAUUUGAAUUAGCAACUGAUGAAUGUUUAUUACUUUUUGAUAAAACUGGACACGAUCAAGAAAAUAAACUCUAUCAACAAGCACAAAAACAAUUUGUUUUUAUAUAUAAUGAAUGUUCAUUAAAAUGUUUACAAACAGGUUUUUAUGAUGAUGCAAUUGAAUUAUUAAAUCGAGCACUUAAUACUGAGAAAAAAUCUGCUGAAUUAUAUAUCAAUAGAGGAGAUUGUUUUAUUGCCAAAGGACAAAUAACAUUUGCUCUACAAGAUUAUGAACAAGCACUUGAAAUAACACCAAAUAAUAACGAAAUAAAAUUACGUAUUUCAAAUGUAUUUUUUAAUAAUGCUGAACAACAAUAUAAAGAUAAAAAAUAUCAGGAAUCUUGUAAUGAAUUAACAAAAGCUAUUAAUGUUAAUCCAUCUGUUGGUAAAUAUUAUGUAUCACGAUCACGUGUUAAAUUUUUAACAGACAAUAUUCAAGGUGCACAAGAAGAUAUUAUUGCUGCUAUAUUAAUCAAUCCAUUGGAAGAUGGAUGUAUUGAUGUUUUACCAAGAUUAUUUGUUGAUUCAUCACUUGGUCAAGUUCUUACUUCACCAUUAACAAAAUAUGUUAAAGAAAACCUAUUAAAUCAAGGUGUUCAAUUAGCGAUUUCUUAA
This is a messenger RNA of Adineta steineri, 822 nucleotides long. Lineage: Eukaryota; Metazoa; Rotifera; Eurotatoria; Adinetida; Adinetidae. The record is from the annotation of a GenBank genome assembly.